This is a messenger RNA of Clonostachys byssicola, 1209 nucleotides long. NCBI's taxonomy places the organism in Eukaryota, Fungi, Ascomycota, Sordariomycetes, Hypocreales, Bionectriaceae. The record is from the annotation of a GenBank genome assembly.
AUGGCUACCAGCGUGCCUCGACCGGGCCCGGCCAACCUCGGGCCCAAUUCAGGCCUCGAUGAGUGGCUUGAGGAGGCCAAGCAGUGCCAUUACCUGCCGGAGCGUGUGAUGAAAGAGCUAUGCGAGAAGGUCAAAGAGAUCCUCAUGGAAGAGUCGAACAUCCAGCCUGUUUGUACCCCCGUCACCGUCUGUGGUGACAUCCAUGGCCAAUUCUACGAUCUGCUCGAGCUCUUCCGCGUCGCGGGCGGCAUGCCUGGCGAGACCAACCUCCACGCUCCCAAGACCGCCACAACCGUCAUAUCGCCCGAAGAUAUCGAGCCCCCAACCGAGAUCACGAACCCAAAGCUCCGGAAGAAGCUGCGAUCCUCCGAGGGGCCCAGCGGCGGUGAAGCGGAUGAGGGGGACGCCGAGCCAGAGGCCAGCACGGGUGCUGACGCUGCCGCCGAUCGUCCGGUGUCUGCAGACUCCGGUGUCGCGGUGCCUACGUCUCAAAGCGCGGAGACUAGAUUCAUCUUCCUCGGGGAUUUCGUUGACAGAGGAUAUUUCAGCUUGGAGACGUUCACACUUCUCAUGUGCCUAAAAGCAAAAUACCCCGAUCGGAUUGUGCUGGUACGAGGGAACCACGAGUCUCGUCAGAUCACCCAGGUGUACGGAUUCUACGAGGAAUGCCAGCAAAAGUACGGCAACGCAUCAGUCUGGAAGGCCUGCUGCCACGUGUUUGACUUUCUGGUCUUGGCAGCCAUCGUGGAUGGGGAGGUUUUAUGUGUUCACGGUGGCCUGAGCCCCGAGAUCAGGACGAUUGAUCAGAUUCGUGUCGUAGCAAGAGCGCAAGAGAUUCCUCAUGAGGGUGCAUUCUGUGAUCUUGUUUGGUCGGAUCCUGACGAGGUCGAAACCUGGGCCAUCAGUCCCCGCGGCGCUGGCUGGCUGUUUGGCGACAAGGUUGCCAACGAGUUUAACCAUGUCAACGGUCUGAAGCUCAUUGCCCGUGCCCACCAGCUUGUAAACGAAGGGUACAAGUAUCACUUCCCAGAGAGCUCUGUUGUUACAGUGUGGUCAGCGCCAAACUACUGCUACCGCUGCGGCAACGUCGCUUCCAUCAUGUCGGUGGACAAGGAUUUGACCCCAAGGUUCAGCAUCUUUUCUGCAGUGCCAGAUGACCAGAGACACCUUCCGGCCAACAGAAGGGGUCCUAGCGACUAUUUCCUCUGA